Molecule: messenger RNA, 1931 nt
Organism: Eutrema salsugineum
Lineage: Eukaryota; Viridiplantae; Streptophyta; Magnoliopsida; Brassicales; Brassicaceae
Product: shaggy-related protein kinase delta
Exons: 13
Coding region: 400-1659 (419 amino acids)
Biological process (GO): protein phosphorylation; signal transduction
Cellular component (GO): cytoplasm
Molecular function (GO): ATP binding; protein serine/threonine kinase activity
Source: RefSeq, a predicted model, not a curated record
CAAAACAAACCACAGAGAAAGAAAAAUGGAAAAAACAAAGAAACAAGUAAAAUCUAGUGAUCAGCUUUUUCCAUUUAGUGAUUAAAUCAACAGAAAAUCCUUGUCGAUUUCCCUUAUUUCAAUCGAAGAAGACGCUCAUCAAAUGCGUGAUUUUUACCUUCCGUUCUUCUUCAGUACAGCUCAAGUGAUUGAUCAAGGGAACAUAAGCAACUAGAGAUCUUGGUGAGUUUUGCAUGUUCCUAUUCUCCUGCUUUUCUGCUUAAGAGCUCUGAUAUUUCUUUUGAAAACGACCUUACAAUUCUACGAGGAAGGCCGGUGCUUUGAUGGGAUGGGACACCAACUUGCUAAGGUUUAUGGUGCUAUCAAGUACUAGUAAGUGUCAUCUCAAGAACAAUCACAAUGGAAUCACACAUGGGAAAUGGAGUAGGUAGUUCCAGAUCCGCCAAUCCUGUAAAGAACACUUCUAGUUCAGUUGAUUGGUUGAACAAAGAUAUGCUUGAGAUGAGGAUAAGGGACAAGACGGAGGAUGAGGAGAGAGACAGUGAGCCAGAUAUCAUUGAUGGGGCUGGUGCAGAACCUGGCCAUGUGAUCAGAACCACACUCCGUGGACGAAAUGGUCAAUCAAGACAGACAGUCAGUUACAUAGCAGAACACGUAGUGGGAACUGGUUCCUUUGGAAUGGUUUUCCAAGCUAAAUGCAGAGAAACUGGCGAGGUUGUUGCCAUCAAGAAGGUCUUACAAGACAAGCGCUACAAGAACAGAGAAUUACAAAUUAUGCAGAUGCUAGAUCAUCCGAAUGUUGUUGGUUUAAAGCAUAGCUUCUAUUCAAGAACAGAAAAUGAAGAGGUGUAUCUGAAUCUCGUCCUCGAAUUUGUUCCCGAGACUGUCAAUCGUACUGCCAGAAGCUACAGUAGAAUGAAGCAGCUGAUGCCACUGAUAUAUGUCAAACUUUACACUUAUCAGAUUUGCAGGGCGCUUGCUUACCUUCAUAAUUGCUGUGGUCUUUGUCACCGUGAUAUCAAGCCUCAAAACCUGCUAGUGAACCCACACACACAUCAGCUGAAAAUUUGUGAUUUUGGGAGUGCGAAAGUUUUGGUGAAAGGAGAACCCAAUAUUUCUUACAUUUGUUCGAGAUACUAUCGUGCCCCAGAGCUCAUUUUCGGAGCCACUGAGUACACAACUGCAAUAGACAUAUGGUCCACAGGGUGUGUGAUGGCUGAACUGCUUCUUGGACAGCCUCUGUUUCCUGGCGAAAGUGGAGUCGAUCAGCUUGUUGAAAUCAUUAAGGUUUUGGGUACACCAACAAGGGAGGAGAUCAAGUGCAUGAAUCCAAACUACACGGAGUUUAAAUUUCCGCAGAUAAAACCUCAUCCUUGGCACAAGGUAUUCCAAAAACGUUUGCCACCUGAAGCAGUAGAUCUACUUUGUAGGUUCUUCCAGUAUUCUCCUAAUUUGAGAUGCACAGCGGUGGAAGCUUGUAUGCACCCGUUCUUUGAUGAGUUAAGAGACCCAAACACUCGCCUCCCAAACGGUCGGCCACUUCCUCUGCUUUUCAACUUUAAACCACAAGAGCUCUCUGGCAUCCCUCCUGAAACCGUGGACCGGCUUGUCCCAGAACAUGCCCGUAAGCAGAACCUCUUCAUGGCGUUGCACUCGUAACUUGUUUUCUGCGCAGCAUAUCGGUGUUCUCUUCUCUAUAAGCUUUCUAGCAGCUCUCAGUCUUUGGUUUCGGUGAGGUCUUUCUCCCUUCGUCACUCUCUCUAUGUUUGUGUUUUUUGCCAAUCUUUGUUGUGUCGAAGUGGCGAUGCAUGAAUAUUACACUACUUUGUUGGACGGUGAUAUAGAGAACAGAUAUAUAUGUAUACUUGUUAACAUUUUGAAAGACUCAAAUGUGGACUGACAAUUCCAAGCCAUAACACAUUAUCCAAAAA